GAGCCUCCUCAGGGGACACGCCCGCUCUGUUCCUCCUUCUGAGCAGCACCAUGAGGUCCCUGUGGCUCUGCUGGGCACUCUGGGCGCUGCCCCUGACCCACCCCGGGGCGGCCAUGACAGAAGAGCAGAUCCUGGGCAGCCUGCUGCAGCAGCUGCAUCUCAGGGAGGUGCCCGUGCUGGACAAGGGCGACGUGGAGGAGCUGGUCAUCCCUGCCCCCGUGAGGGCCCAGUACGUGGCCCUGCUGAAGCGCAGCCACGGGGCCCCCUCCCGGGGGAAGAGGUUCAGCCAGAACUUCCGAGAGGUGGCCGGCAGGUUCCUGGUGUCCGAGGCCUCCACGCACCUGCUGGUGUUCCGCAUGGAGCAGCGGCUGCCCCCCAACAGUGAGCUGGUGCAGGCCGUGCUGCGCCUCUUCCAGGAGCCUGUCCCCAAGGCUGCGCUCCGCAGGCACGAGCUGCUCUCCCCACGCAGCGACCAGGCUCGGGUCACCAUCCAGUGGCUGCACGUCCGAGAGGACGGCUCCAACCGCACCUCGCUCAUCGACUCCAGGCUGGUGUCCAUCCACGAGAGCGGCUGGAAGGCCUUUGAUGUGACAGAGGCCGUGAACUUCUGGCAGCAGCUGAGCCGACCUCGGCAGCCGCUGCUGCUGCAGGUGUGGGUACAGAGGGAGCACCUGGGCCCGCUGGCCUCCAGCGCCCACAAGCUGGUCCACUUCGCCGCCCAGGGGCCGUCGGGUGCCAGGCAGGGCGAGCCCCAGCUGGAGCUGCACACCCUGGACCUCAGGGACUACGGAGCUCAGGACAAUUGUGACCCUGAGGCCCCGGUGACCCAGGGCACGCGCUGCUGCCGCCAAGAGAUGUACAUUGACCUGCAGGGGAUGAAGUGGGCUGAGAACUGGGUCCUGGAGCCCCCGGGCUUCCUGGCCUACGAGUGUGUGGGCACCUGCCAGCAGCCCCCGGAGACUCUGACCUUCAAGUGGCCGUUUCUGGGGCCGCGGCAGUGCGUCGCCUCGGAGACGACCUCACUGCCCCUGAUUGUCAGCGUCAAGGAGGGAGGCAAGGCCCGGGCCCAGGUGGUCAGCCUGCCCAACAUGAGGGUGCAGAAGUGCAGCUGUGCCUCGGACGGGGCGCCCGUGCCAAGGAAGCUGGAGCCGUAGGUGCUGGGAGUAACCAACGAGGGAUCUAGCUUCUGUCAGAAGUGUCCUAGGCACCAGGAGAGAUGGGGAUUGCUGAGGGGCAAAUGCUCUGUGCUCUCUGCUGAGCUCCGGAUUUGCUUCCUCUGACCAGUCUGGCUUCCCAGGAGCAAGACUCCCUGGCCACUGGGCAGCCCCUGCCCAGUCUCCUCUGUCCUUCAUAUUGUUCACUGCACUAUAUGUUAAGCACUUAACUGUGUAGAUUCUGGAAUCUAGGAGCAGAACCCCAAAGUUGUCAUUGUUUUCUUGUCUUAUCACAGGAUCUGGGCUGAGUUCUGUGAUAUAGGUGGGCGAUCCAGCUGCCGCUCUGGGUUUAAAACCUAGGGUCAAGUAUGGAUUGUGCAACCCCAUCUCAGAUACUAAGGGCCUUUUGAAUGAAACAAAUAAAACACAUUUUAUUCUGUAUUUCUAAUUUUUUUUUUAACCCAAACGUCUGACAAUUGUGAGGGAACAGAGAGUUCUGUGGGGAUUAGAUCAACCUGAU
Molecule: messenger RNA, 1674 nt
Organism: Rhinolophus ferrumequinum (greater horseshoe bat)
Lineage: Eukaryota; Metazoa; Chordata; Mammalia; Chiroptera; Rhinolophidae
Product: left-right determination factor 2-like
Exons: 5
Coding region: 51-1154 (367 amino acids)
Biological process (GO): BMP signaling pathway; SMAD protein signal transduction
Cellular component (GO): extracellular region
Molecular function (GO): transforming growth factor beta receptor binding; growth factor activity; cytokine activity
Source: RefSeq, a predicted model, not a curated record